Molecule: messenger RNA, 1266 nt
Organism: Melopsittacus undulatus (budgerigar)
Lineage: Eukaryota; Metazoa; Chordata; Aves; Psittaciformes; Psittaculidae
Gene: CYTIP
Product: cytohesin 1 interacting protein
Exons: 8
Coding region: 1-1068 (355 amino acids)
Biological process (GO): regulation of cell adhesion
Cellular component (GO): cell cortex
Molecular function (GO): protein binding
Source: RefSeq, a predicted model, not a curated record
AUGGCUCUAAGGUGGCUCAAUCAGCAAAACGAUAACACCAACUUCACAGGUUUUGGUGCUGACCCUGCUGGGAGGGAGCAGGCUCUGCCAAUGGACAACAGGAGGAUCCAGCUCCUGGCCAACAUAGGGGGGACGCUGCCCCGCGGGCGCAAGCAGCUUGCCCUAGCCAGAUCCAGCUCCUUGGGUGACUCCUCCAGGCCACAGAGACACCUUGUUGCUAUAUUGAAAGAAGAUAAAGAGGCAUUUGGGUUUGAAAUCCAGACUAUAAGAUUUCCAAACCAAAACAAUUACUCCUUGGACGUGUGUACUUGUGUCUGCAAAAUUCAAGAAGAAAGUCCUGCUUAUCUGUCUGGCCUUCAAACUGGUGAUAUCCUUGCCAGUAUCAAUGGUGUGAACAUUGAUGGCUAUAGUCACAAGCAAAUAGUGGACUUGAUAAAGUCUUCAGGGAACUAUUUAAGGUUAGAGACUGUCAACGGGGCCAUGUUUGUGCGGAAGAUGGAGCUCGAGACCAAGCUGCAGCUACUGAAGCAAAGUCUGCAGCAGAAAUGGGUGGAGUUGCGCUCUCUGCUCUUACAGGAACAACGCUUGCUGCACGGGGAGGUGAAUGACAACGUGCUGCUGGGUACACUGGAGCUGGAAGAGGCCAGCUUGCUCAGUGGUGGCAGCACGGUAGGACACCUCUUUCCAGUGAAGCCUCGCUUCUCCAGUGAGAGCAGCUCCCGCAGCCGGCUGAGCUCCAUGACCAUGGACAGUGAGGACAGCUUCUACCAGAGCUGUGCCUUUGAGGAUUCAGCGGCAGAGAGCCUGAGCCGCCAGUCCAGCGUGGAUGAUGACUGCUUCUUCCCCAGGGAUGGAGAUGGUGCUCCUGGGAGGUCGUCACUGAGGAGGAUCCGCAGUAUCAGCCUGGCCAGCAGUGGGUCCAUGUCUCCACUCUGGGAGGGCAGCAGCUGCACCAGUAAUUUUGGGACCCUCCCAAGGAAAAGCAGGAGACCCAGUGUCCGAAAGAAUAUUUUUAAGUUCAUUCCAGGCCUUCACCGGGCAGUGGAAGAGGAAGAAAGUAGAGUCUGACAUUGCACAUCUGUCCUUGAUGCCCAGGGCUCUAUACGUGGGACUGCUACAUGACCUGGGACCAUGGGCAGCAGCUCAGUGGAGGCAUGCAGUGGGUGAUACGUGGUGGUGCUGCAUGGGAGUCCUCCAGACAACAGUACUGAUGAUAUUUAAAAAGCUCUGGGAUUUUCAAGUAUUUUAAUUUUUAACCAGAGCACA